UAUAAAAUACGAAACUUCUGUAACUAAUUUCAGUUGCAUUCUAUACUUUUCUAAACUCAACGCUUAUUUGUGUUUAUAUUUUUCCGUGUUACUUUGUUUUCUGCGUUAUGAUAUAAUUUAAUUUCUGUGUACUAAGUUCUAGACUUGUGGCUAAUGCAUCUUUUGUGUUCGUAAAGAGUUUUAAUAAGUGACAAAAUGUUUAAUAGACCUGGAUCAAAACAAAAUUUAGGAGUAAUGCGCCACUCAAAACCAUAUUGUGAAUGUUGGAGUAAACGUGGCCCUCUUGUAUGGAAACAAUUGAAUGUAUGUUCAUGUGGUGAAGACAAUGACGAAAGUGAAUGGAAGUGGCAGGAGGCUGCAGAGAGAAGUACGAGUCGAGUGGUCGUCAGCGAUGAUCAAAAGCAAGUCACAUUCCAUCCGUUCUACAGUUCGGGCACAGCCGCCGUGAGAGGGGACAUGCCGUUCUCACACAACCAUCAUUAUUACUGGGAGGUGAAAAUGCUGACUGAGACCUAUGGCACAGAUAUUAUGGUAGGCGUCGGCACCAGCAAAGUCAGCGUGUCGAAUUCGCAGUUUGAAUUCACAUCCUUACUGGGACAAGAUUCCGAGUCGUACGGGCUGUCAUACAGGGGCGCCGUCCGACACAACGCCAUGACGGCCCAGGACUGCGCGGGCUUCUGUCGCGGGACCAUCGUCGGCGUGAUGGUGGACAUGUGGCAGGGCACGCUGCAGUUUUACAUCAAUAGGAAACCACAAGGUAUCUCAUUCUACAACCUCCGCCGGCAUCAAUGCCUGUACCCAAUCGUGUGUUCAACAGCGGCUCAGUCCUCGAUGCGACUGAUCUAUGCCUCCUCGUGGCGCGCUUCUCUGCUGGUGGACGCAGCCAAGACCCUGGCGGCGUCGGUCAGCGCUGACGAGAGAUUGAGGAUACCACCCGGUAUCUGGUAUACCUUGAAAUCAAAUUUCUGGAUGACAUACCCUAACAAAGGUUGCGUAUUAGACGAAGAUGAAGAUGCACCGAUGGAAAUCGAACCUGCGAAAACGUCCACAAGCAUGCUAACCGAGAUAUUGCCGAGCCCAUAUGUCAACGGUUACUACGUGGAUAGCGUGGAGAUGAACUAUCGCGUUGUUGUCUACGAGUAAACCAACAAAGCAAGCCGUGAUAUAAUUUUAGUUGUGAUAUAUUUAUGUACUAGCGGUUCCCGUGACUUCGUCC
This is a messenger RNA of Achroia grisella, 1216 nucleotides long. Its product is annotated as SPRY domain-containing SOCS box protein 3-like. NCBI's taxonomy places the organism in Eukaryota, Metazoa, Arthropoda, Insecta, Lepidoptera, Pyralidae. Gene Ontology annotation, biological process: proteasome-mediated ubiquitin-dependent protein catabolic process. The record is from RefSeq and is a predicted model, not a curated record. Gene Ontology annotation, molecular function: protein binding. Gene Ontology annotation, cellular component: SCF ubiquitin ligase complex. The transcript has 6 exons. Bases 196 to 1143 code for a protein of 315 amino acids.